This is a messenger RNA of Gordionus sp. m RMFG-2023, 965 nucleotides long. Its product is annotated as 6-pyruvoyl tetrahydrobiopterin synthase-like. NCBI's taxonomy places the organism in Eukaryota, Metazoa, Nematomorpha, Gordioida, Chordodea, Parachordodidae. The record is from RefSeq and is a predicted model, not a curated record.
UGAAAUAUUAAUUAUUUUUUGAAGUUUCAUUCAUAUUGUUAAAAAACAAUUUUUCCCUUAAAAAAAUUACAAAUAUAUUGUAUAAAAAUAAUUGCACAUAUAUAUAUUUAAAAUAACAAAAAAUAUAUUUAAAAAAAUAUUUAUACAAAAAAAGAACAAUACAAUAUUGUCGGGAAAAUAUAUGCGAUGUAAUUAGGAGAAAUAUUAUAAAAAAAAAUUAAAUGCAUAAAAACAUUUGCCCUUUAGUUUACAUCACUAAAACUUCUUUUUAUUCCGCUCAUAGACUUUAUGAUAUAAAUUUCGAUAAAAAAAAAAUCUCUGAGUAUUAUUCAAAAUUCAAUGAUUUGCCCGGUCAUUACUAUGAACUAGAAGUUACCAUCAAAGGUCCUCCCCAAAAUCACGGAGUAUUAAUGGGUGAAAAAGAUCUCGAAAAUAUUAUAAAAUCCGAAAUAACUGAUUUUUUUGAUCAUAAAAAUAUCCAUGAUAAUGAUGAAUGUUUAAAAUUAUGCCAGAUCAAUUCAAUGGAAAACUUGUCAAUUUUUAUUUGGAAUAGACUUAAUUCUCGUUUAAUGGAACCUACUACUUUGCAUAAAAUAACUCUUCACGGGACUCGCAGCAGUUUUGUUGAAUACUAUGGUGAAACAUAUCAUAAUGUCAAUAUAUAAUACAACAAAUCUACGCCUUCAUCCAUGCUGCAAAAAUUUCGAAAAGUAUAUAAAAUGGCAGCCAACUCAGAUUUAAAGAUAAAUAUAUUAAUUUCUUGUGUAUAUCGUUGUAAAUUGAAUAUAAUUAUAUUUAUUUUAAUGUAAAUUGUAAAUCGGAAGGCACGAUUACUAGGGAGUUAUUUUUUUACCAUUCCUAUUUGCUGUUUUUGUUUAUAUAUUUUUAAGCUAUUUUUGAUUCCCGUUGUUUAAUAUACGUUGUAUAUUUGUCGUUUUUCCAAAUUAAUGUAGCGGUUGUUCAAU